Molecule: messenger RNA, 2849 nt
Organism: Thunnus maccoyii (southern bluefin tuna)
Lineage: Eukaryota; Metazoa; Chordata; Actinopteri; Scombriformes; Scombridae
Gene: mkks
Product: MKKS centrosomal shuttling protein
Exons: 4
Coding region: 144-1850 (568 amino acids)
Biological process (GO): intracellular transport; developmental process; cilium assembly
Cellular component (GO): kinociliary basal body; cytoplasm; nucleus
Molecular function (GO): ATP binding
Source: RefSeq, a predicted model, not a curated record
GAAUUUUUCGUUCAACAGACAGUUUUAAAGGACAUUUCUAACCUACCUUAUCUUCACUACUCAAAGUAAAGUUACUGUCUAAGCGUACUUCAGUACCGUAAGGCUGUCAACAAUGGUCCUAAGGUGAAAUAACUGCUGAAGUGAUGUCUCGAGUCGCCAAGAAAGCUCCAUCUCUUUGCACGGAUUUACCACUGGACAACACUGACAUUUGUGACAAGCUUCAUAUUCUGGGGCAGCUUCUGAGAUCUUGUUUUGGUCCCACAGGUAGACUGAAACAAGUUCAUAACAACAUUGGAGGGCACGUUGUAACCACCUCAUCUUCCUCAGUUCUGCUUCCAGCAAUUUCUUCGCCACAACCUUUUAUUAAUCUGAUAAUAACCUCCAUUCGCAACCACGUUUCUCGUUACAGUGACUGUGGAUUGUUUGCUGCCAUUCUUUGUUUGGCUCUUAUUCAACAAGCAAAGCAGUCUGGUGUCAAAAGAAAUGUGGCUAUCAGACUGAACAAGCACUUUCUGGGUUUGUGCACCAGUUAUCUUCAUCAAGAAGACUGUGCAUGUAAAGUGAAGCUCGACUUCUGCAGCAGCCACAUCUUGAUCACAUUAGCUCACAGUGUUAUUUCCAGCAAACCAGCCAGUGUGCUAACAAAGCCAGAGGCACUUCACGUCAGCAAGCUGGCAGUGCAAGCCUUUUUGCUGACUGUGCCUUGUAAGAGCCCAGGUAUAGUCAGUCUUGGCAGGAUAGUGACUGUCUCUGUUGAAGGCCAAUCUGUGCUGGAUUCUGCAGUGUUUCCGGGCUUACUGGUGGACAUACCUGAUGUCUUUGGCAUCUUCAAGGUGGAGAAUCUUCCUCCUAAUCCACUGCGUAUGGUACUGUUUAGUGUAUCUCUUGCUGGGGAUCUUUCUGAACUAGGAAACGGGACAAUUGAGGUGCAUCAUGGUGCAAACACAGACUCUCAAAUUCUGGAUCAGCUCCUGGAGAUUGGCAAACAGGUGGUUAAAGACGAGGUGAAGCUCUUUGUGUGCCAGAAGGUCAUCCACCCAGUCCUGCAGCAAUACCUGAGGAGUCAUGGUAUCAUAGUGAUGGAGAGACUGGGGAUCACUCUUAUGGAGCCACUUAUUCAGCUGACAGGUGCUCAACCUGUGGCCACAUUACAUACCACAAUCCCACGCAAGGCCUAUGGAAACGUGAGGGAUCUCAGUUUUAGGCAGUUUGGAUCCAAGACAUUGCUGCAUUUACACCCUCCUGGGGAGUCAGUGAUCUGCACGAUGGUCCUCUGCCACAGGAAUGAAACAAUGUUAAAUGAGUUGAAGGUGGCGUGCCAGAAGACAGAACAUGUGUUGAGGCUCACCCUGAGGGAACCAUCUGCCUUACUUGGAGCUGGGUGCACUGAGACCCACUUAGCUGCUUACAUCAGACACAAGAGCAUGAAUGAUGUCAUUGAGACAGCGUCAGUGUUGGGAUGCUCACAGACAGAGUACCUGCUUGGCAUGGAGGCAUUCUGCCGCUCUCUGGAGUCUGUGGCUGCAGCGCUGGAGCACAAUGGUGGGAAUUCUCUUAUUGAUCUGACUUGUGCUCACCACUGGACUCUCCCUGCGGAUGUGAUGCAAGAACACAUGGAGGAUAGCUUGGGCCUUUGUGGCUGUGGACUAGUGGAAAGUAGCCCAAGAAUGAAGUGGAGUUAUCUUAACACUAAAUAUCCAGAGUUCUCACCUGCACCCUUGUCUAGAGACACGACUCUCCAGCCACAUGUACUGGACUCCUUCACAGCUAAGCUCAAUGCGUUGCAGGUUGCUGUAGAAACUGCUAAUAUUGCUCUGGAUGUGCAAUAUAUCAUUCAAGAUAUGAACUAGCGGAUGGAUGAAUAUAUUCUAUUCAGUGAGGGAUUCUGGUUUGUGGCGACCACAAUGAGGAAUAAAUGCUCUUUUUAUUUUUCGAAAGUAAUAUUUACUUUCUAUGUUAGCACUCACUUUAAUGAAAAUCUGAAUGAACCCUGGAGCCAGUCAGAGGGAUUGUUGACCCUCUGUCCUGUUGUUUCCAUCUUUUGAAAGUAUUGUGUUUAGUCAUUGUCUUAUUAUCAUAUUUGUCCAUAUUUUCCUUUAUAGAUAUAAACUGUCACUCUUUUUCUUAAUUUUGUGGGCUACUGGCUAUAAUCUACCAGCCUUGUUUUCAGCUCACAUAUGGUGUAUGUGUUUACUCUUAGUUUAGUGUUUGAGCUGGUAGGAAGCAACCUUUUGUCCACAUUGUCCAAAAUUUAAAAUUUACAAGCUAUAUCAGCCACAUUUCCAGCCAAUAAAACGUAGAAUUUAAAUGAUGCACAGUUAGAAGUGUUUGUAAGAUUGACAUGAAUCAAAAAAUUCAGCUUAUUUAUGAGACCUUUACGAUUACAAACUGGCAUUUUUCUGUUGCAAUUGUCUUUGGUCAGCACUAGGAGGAGCUGCAAGGACGCUGUAGAUUUUGUUUUUUACCAGCAUAGUACCAAAAGAAAAAAAACCUACCAGCUCUGGGCUUGUGGUAAUUUUCCACCCUAUUUCAUGACACUGUGUUACAUUCAAAAUGUUACCAGUCUUAACCUGCUGACUGGUGUUGGUGCCGUUCCUUGACUCUGUCUACUGUUCAGUGUUUCAUGCCAUGUUGCAGACAGUCAUAACCAUCUCAUGUGAUAGGACAAUGAGCCCAGAUUAUGACAAAUGAACGUUUAUUUCUUGUCACAAAAUCUCUUCCAAUCUGAAACUGUUCAUUUCAUGAAGUUUCACUUAUUAAUGUCUUUGAGUUUCAUUCAUAGCAGUGUGUACAGAAAGAGUUGAACAGAGUUUUGUAUAUGGGUUAACAUUAAAAUGUACCAGAAGUUG